Meira miltonrushii is the source of this 1272-nucleotide messenger RNA. RefSeq lists its product as uncharacterized. The transcript has 5 exons. NCBI's taxonomy places the organism in Eukaryota, Fungi, Basidiomycota, Exobasidiomycetes, Exobasidiales, Brachybasidiaceae. The record is from RefSeq and is a predicted model, not a curated record. The coding region runs from base 1 to 1272 and encodes 423 amino acids.
AUGGAUUCGAAGCUUGAGCGCUAUAAGAAAAAUCUUCGUCUAGAGCCGAGAAAAGAAACCGUUCAUUGGAGGCACUUACUCAAGAACCCAAGUCUGGUAGAAGGUGAACCAAAGCAUAGACAAUUUACGAAUACGGACAAUAUUUCAAAAGAUUCUAACAAAUAUCUCAAUAUCCGUGCUGAAAAAUUUCGUCAACCUAUACGAAACCUCGAGAGAUACACUCAAGCAGAGUUGCCACCCGGACAUACCCGAAGGCAAGAUUUUAUCCCUUUGCGAAAUUCUCGAGACAGAACUGAAGAUCGGGUAAACGGUGCACUCGUUGCAGGAAUCUUAUUGUCAAAAGAGAACAAGGGAGUCAGCCACUCUUUGUUACAUUAUGCGCAAGAGCAACGUCUCAAAUCUUUAGACAAACAAAAGUCAAUGAAUGAUAUAGUGAAUCAAGGUCAAAUUAAUGAAGAUAUUCUACGUCAGAAUAAACAUGAACUUGGAAGAGCAAAUAAAGAUGAACACGAUGAACGAAUUAGUAGAUUAAAUGAGGCUUACAAUCGAAGGAUGAGGCUUACGAUAGAAAGAAAGAAAGAAAGUCUUUUUGCCCCGUCGAGCUAUACAAACGCAAAAGCAUAUGCAGAUAAUGAUAUCCAUCUUUCCCUAAAUCACAACUUUGUUUUGCAAAAUCAGGAUGCAUUACGUAUGCUUUCUCUGGAUUUCCCUGCAACCAGCGAUCAUUGGACAAACUACGUUCCUAAUAGAAAUGAAAAUGAGCAUGACCCAGCAGACGCUCCACCAAAUGAUUCACAUAGAAUUUUGAAUAGGAAAAGCAAAGUUUCGAAAAUAUUUCGUCACGACUAUAUCCGUUCAGAAAUACCUCUCGGCCAUACCAGUCGGAAAGAGUUUAUUCCACUUUUAGAUCAACCCUUGAUUGCUGGCUUAGCCCUUCACAGGGAUAAGAAUAAAAGUGGAGUUAGCAAAGCAUUGAUGAAUCAUGCGUAUGAGCAUCGUUUGAAAUCACAAGAAAUACAAAGGCAAAUGGAUCACAUCAAAUCACAAGGCCAUAUUAAUGAAUUUCAGGCAAGUAUGGAUCUUCAUCAUCUGAAUAAAGAAACACAUCACAGAGUAGGUCGCACCAACCCUGAUUAUAAGCAACGAAGGCGACAACAGUAUGAGCGAAAGCGUGCAAGAGAACAAGCUUAUAUCCGCCACAUAAGAGAAGGCAAGAAACGUAAAUCCAAGGAACCAGACCAGGACAUACCUCCUUCACAAAGCAACAACUAA